CAUCACUCUCCAGCUUCCCCCAGCCAAAGCCAAAGCAGGGGAACACGCCGCGUCUCCCCUCUCUCUCCUGCUCUCUGCUGCUGCUGGUGGCGGUGGAAGAGAGAGAAACGAAGAGCACGUGAUGCACCACGCGCUUCUCACACUCCAGAGGUGGAGGGGAAGAAGAGCAGAGCAUCGCGCUUGCUUUCCUCUUCCUCCGGUUGCUUCCCCGCGUCGCCAUUGCCGCCACCUCCACCCUCCUCAUCUGUCCUUCCCCUUUUUCCUAAUGCGUGCAAGCCAUCCUCCCCCACAUCCUCACCUCCCCUCUUCUUCCCACACUACUCCCCCACUCAUCACCAUUCUACUAUAAAAACUCACCAUCCUCCCAAAUCUUUCUUCCGUUUCUUGAUUUUGUGUGCUAUCUUGGCUUCGCCGGCGAUGGGGAAUCGUCACGGCAUUAUGCGGCCACGGCGGCUGGCGAGUGGGCGGUCGGCGGCGGAGGAGGAGGAGGACGGGGAGGGGGAACCUGGGUCGUACGAGGCGGCGUGCAGCGCGGACCCGGAGCUGGGGACGUUCGACACGGCGCUGCGGCGGCGGGCGAGCCGCGCCAUCACCGCGGUGGCGUCCGGGGUGGAGGUGCGGUCGCUGUCGCUGGGCUCGCUCCGGGAGGUCACCGGCUGCCUGCUCGACAUGAACCAGGAGGUGGUCCGCGUCGUGCUCGACUGCAAGCGCGACGUGUGGCGGAGCCCCGACCUGUUCGACCUCGUCGAGGACUACUUCGAGGGCAGCCUCCACACCCUCGACUUCCUCGCCGCGCUCGACAAGUCCCUCCACCGUGCCCGCGACUCCCAGCUCGUCCUCCACCUCGCCCUCCAGCGCCACCACCACGAACCCCCCGCCGCGGCGUCGGCGUCGGAGCUGUACGCGAGCACGCUCGGCGAGCUGCGCCAGUUCAAGGCGGCCGGCGAGCCGUUCACGGACGAGUUCUUCGCCGCGUUCCAGACCGUGUACCGGCAGCAGAUGUCCAUGGUGGGCAAGCUCCGGCGCCGGAAGCGCCGCCUGGACCGCCGCCUCCGCUCCGUCCGCGUGUGGCGCCGCGUCUCCGGCAUCGUCUUCCUCACCUCCUUUGCCGCGCUGCUCGUCUGCUCGGUCGUCGCCGCGGCCAUCGCCGCGCCGCCCGUCGCGGCCGCGCUCGCCGCCGCGGCAUCCAUGCCGGUGGGCUCCGCGGGGAAAUGGAUGGACUCGCUGCUAAAGAAAUACCAGGACGCGCUCCAUGGACACAAGGAGGUGGUGAGCGCAAUGCAGGUGGGCACCUUCAUCGCCAUCAAGGACCUUGACAGCAUCAGGGUGCUCGUCGAACACCUUGAGGUUCAGAUCAGCUCCAUGGCCGAUUCCGUGGAGUUCGCAGAGCGCGACGAGGAGGCGGUGAGGUUCGGCAUAGAUGAGGUCAAGAAGAAGCUGGAAUUGUUCAUGAAGAGUGUGGAUGAUCUGGGAGAGCAGGCAGACCGGUGUAGCCGGGACAUCCGCCGCGCGAGGACCGUCGUGCUGCAAAGGAUCAUCCACCAUCCUAACUGACCCUUGGGGAGCAGAGUUCAAGAUUGCGAGGUAUUGCUCAUUGUUGUGAUGCAAUUCAUGUUGUUAAAUUGUGAUAGAUGUACAUAUGAGGUGCACUUUGCUGAAAUUUUGGAGCAAGUGAAAUUGAUAUUGACUAUUACUCUAUUAGUAUUUGGUUCGAUUUUGGUGCUAUGGUGAAACUCAAUUUGAAUGAAAUUACUACAAAUA
Oryza sativa Japonica Group (Japanese rice) is the source of this 1761-nucleotide messenger RNA. Its product is annotated as putative UPF0496 protein 5. NCBI's taxonomy places the organism in Eukaryota, Viridiplantae, Streptophyta, Magnoliopsida, Poales, Poaceae. The record is from RefSeq and is a predicted model, not a curated record.